AUGGCUAUGCAGAUGCAGCUUGAAGCAAAUGCAGAUACUUCAGUGGAAGAAGAAAGUUUUGGCCCACAACCUAUUUCACGGUUAGAGCAAUGUGGCAUAAAUGCAAAUGAUGUGAAGAAAUUGGAAGAAGCUGGAUUCCAUACUGUGGAGGCUGUUGCCUAUGCACCAAAGAAGGAGCUAAUAAAUAUUAAGGGAAUUAGUGAAGCCAAGGCUGAUAAGAUUCUGGCUGAGGCUGCUAAAUUAGUUCCAAUGGGUUUCACCACUGCAACUGAAUUCCACCAAAGGCGUUCAGAGAUCAUACAGAUUACUACUGGCUCCAAAGAGCUGGACAAAUUACUUCAAGGUGGAAUAGAAACUGGAUCUAUCACAGAGAUGUUUGGAGAAUUCCGAACUGGGAAGACUCAGAUCUGUCAUACACUGGCUGUAACAUGCCAGCUUCCAAUUGACCGAGGUGGAGGUGAAGGAAAGGCCAUGUACAUUGACACUGAGGGUACCUUUAGGCCAGAACGCCUGCUAGCAGUGGCUGAGAGGCUUCAGAAAAUCCUUAUUCCCUGUAGGUAUGCACUGCUUAUUGUAGACAGUGCCACCGCCCUUUACAGAACAGACUACUCAGGCCGAGGUGAGCUCUCAGCCAGGCAGAUGCACUUGGCCAGGUUUCUGCGGAUGCUUUUGCGGCUUGCUGAUGAGUUUGGUGUAGCAGUGGUAAUCACCAACCAGGUGGUAGCCCAGGUGGAUGGAGCAGCCAUGUUUGCUGCAGAUCCCAAAAAACCUAUUGGAGGAAACAUCAUCGCCCAUGCAUCAACAACCAGACUGUACCUGAGGAAAGGAAGAGGGGAAACCAGAAUCUGCAAAAUCUACGACUCUCCUUGUCUUCCUGAAGCUGAAGCUAUGUUUGCCAUAAAUGCAGAUGGAGUGGGAGAUGCCAAAGACUGAAUCACUGGUUUUUCCCUUGUGAUUACCUUAAGCUCUGCAUCCUAAUGGAGAGGACUAUUCUCUGGGGUUCUUCACAGACCUCUUCCUGUUGUGGCUGCCAGGAAAAACAGCUAUUGUAUCAGCUUCUCUAAUGGUAUGAACAGGACACAGGUCAGUAGUCAUAAACUGAUCUGAAAUGUUUAUUCCUUCUGGAGUGCAUUAAUGGCUGAUUUCUUUGGAUUUGGAGGAGAGAUGUGAAAUACCUUUGACAUAGUGCCUUGAGAUUGACUCAGAUCUAAUAGCUGUCUGCUGGAAAUCUUAUCUCUCUGAGAGAACUAAAGCUGGGGAGACCUGCCCCUUCUCUAUACCUGAGGUUCAUAUGUAGC
Messenger RNA from Otolemur garnettii (small-eared galago), 1298 nucleotides. It is a transcript of the gene RAD51, whose product is annotated as RAD51 recombinase. The transcript has 8 exons. Gene Ontology annotation, biological process: mitotic recombination; chromosome organization involved in meiotic cell cycle; reciprocal meiotic recombination. The record is from RefSeq and is a predicted model, not a curated record. NCBI's taxonomy places the organism in Eukaryota, Metazoa, Chordata, Mammalia, Primates, Galagidae. Bases 1 to 933 code for a protein of 310 amino acids. Gene Ontology annotation, molecular function: ATP hydrolysis activity; ATP binding; single-stranded DNA binding. Gene Ontology annotation, cellular component: condensed nuclear chromosome.